GCAGCUCAAUUGGGAUGAUGCAAUAAAUUUAUCCAGGCAACAUCUAUUGCCUGUGAAGAUACCCCUAUACACAGUAUCAAAAUUUUCGACAUACAGCUUAAUUAAACAAAACUACUUAUAAGUAUUUACGAUUUUACAUAGACUUUUUUUUUUAAAUCUUCGUCACAUUGAAAUGAACGACAAAACUAUUAAAUUGUUGGUUAUCGGAGAAAGUGGAGUUGGAAAGUCAAGCCUCAUUCGUCGAUUUGUUGAAGAUAAAUUUGAUGACAAUCACGAUGUAACUAUUGGCAUGGAUUUCAAAAGCAAAGUUAUAAAUAUUGAUGGCCUUGAAUAUAAAUUAGCGCUUUGGGAUACUGCAGGUGCUGAAAGAUUCCGAAGUCUCACUCCCAGCUUUUAUAGAAAGGCGUUUGGAGCUGUAUUAGUGUAUGACAUCACUAACCGCGAAUCAUUAACCAAAUUAGAAGCGUGGCUUACAGAGCUUGAAAAUUAUAGUGACAAUCCAAACAUCGUUACUAUAGUAGUAGGAAAUAAAGUCGAUAAAGAACGUGUUAUUAGCCGUGAAGAAGGUUUAAAAUUCGCUCGAAAACAUAGAGCUCUUUUUCUUGAGGCGUCAGCAAAGGGUGAUCAAUUUGUUGCAGACGUUUUCAAAGAAAUAGUUGCAAAGAUUGUGACAUCGGAGUAUUAUUAUUAUUCCCAAUAUGGUGGUACAAUUGACGUAGGUGCCGGGGAAGAGACGGGUGCAUCAAAUUGCAUAUGUUGAUAUUUGUUUACAAUACACACUGUAUGUAAUUUUGUAAAAACAGUAUAUAUGUAAGUCAAGUAAUCAUCU
Bactrocera latifrons is the source of this 829-nucleotide messenger RNA. It is a transcript of the gene Rab18, whose product is annotated as ras-related protein Rab-18. Gene Ontology annotation, molecular function: GTPase activity; GTP binding. The coding region runs from base 173 to 760 and encodes 195 amino acids. The transcript has 4 exons. The record is from RefSeq and is a predicted model, not a curated record. NCBI's taxonomy places the organism in Eukaryota, Metazoa, Arthropoda, Insecta, Diptera, Tephritidae.